Messenger RNA from Thlaspi arvense, 315 nucleotides. The record is from the annotation of a GenBank genome assembly. Lineage: Eukaryota; Viridiplantae; Streptophyta; Magnoliopsida; Brassicales; Brassicaceae.
AUGGGAAAUAAACGCAUAGAAGCAAUGACUGUUCUAGUGGUAAUCAUGAUGAUGUUCUCAUGGAAGAUUUGUGAAGCGGAGAGCUUGAGAAGACACACAUCAUCAUCAUCAUCAUCAAGACCACAAAGAUUUUUUAAGGUGAGAAGACCAAAUCCACUACAACAUCAUCAUAACCGUGGUUUCAUUGAUGAUGAUUAUCCUCCAGAAAGUUUCUCAGGAUUUUUGCCCAAGACAAUGCCAAUUCCACCUUCUGCUCCUUCCAAGAAACACAACGUCUAUGGGUUACAGAGUACUAACUCCCAAACAUAUCCAUGA